Molecule: messenger RNA, 498 nt
Organism: Oldenlandia corymbosa var. corymbosa
Lineage: Eukaryota; Viridiplantae; Streptophyta; Magnoliopsida; Gentianales; Rubiaceae
Source: the annotation of a GenBank genome assembly
AUGAGAACCAGUACGGAAGAAAAUGAAGAAACAACAGCAGAAUGGCUGAACUUAAGUAGUCUACCAAGGGAUCCAGCACCCUCAGGCAGCAAGAUACCAAAGAAGCUGUUUUCAUGCAACUACUGCAUGAGGAAGUUUUACAGCUCACAAGCUUUGGGAGGGCACCAGAAUGCGCACAAGAGGGAAAGAGGAGUUAUGCGAAGGUAUCAGUCUCAAGCCAUGCUAAGCAUGGUGAAUAAUAUCCCAGUCAUGGCCAGAUCGCUCGGUGUUGAUGCCCACUCACUUGUGCACAAAACAGGCAGAGAUAAAUCGUCCUCAACAAUGGCAGGUACACUUGCUGAAUCUUAUCUCACAAGAAGUCAGUCAUGGAGGAACAACCACGCAGCUGAUCAGACGACGGAAUUCAUGUGGCCGGGAAGUUUUCGACUUGAUCAACAACAAACAGAGGUGCAGCAGACAGUUAAUCAGGCUGAGAUUGACUUGAAUCUCAAGCUCUAA